Messenger RNA from Closterium sp. NIES-67, 4770 nucleotides. The record is from the annotation of a GenBank genome assembly. Lineage: Eukaryota; Viridiplantae; Streptophyta; Zygnematophyceae; Desmidiales; Closteriaceae.
AAGCAAGCAAGCGGAGGAGUGUUUCCAUUUCCAAGUUUAGAAAUGGUAAACGACGCGCAUUUAGUGUCACCAAUUUGACCUCCAUUUUCCCUUCCGCACGACGACGCAUUCUUAGCGUGUCUACCAAAUGCGCUGGAAUGAUUGUCAGCGGCGACGGAGCUGAGAUGCGUCCGCAGCAGCAGAAGGAACGCGGCCAGAGCCCGCAGCCGCAGGGGCGUACUACGCCGCUUAGCAGUAAUAACCUUUUAUCGCCGCCAGUGCAGCGGCUAUUAUCGUCUCUGCGCGCGUGGCUGGCGGACUGUAGCGUGAAGAGGGCGCCAGGCGGGGCUGAGACGUCAGACUGUAUCACAAGGGGAGCGUCGGGGGAAGCGCAGGUUUUAGGCUGUAGCGUGAAGAGGGCGCGUGUGCGCGUGGUGCGGGCGGCGGAGGCUGUAAGCGAGGCGAUGCUGGCAGGGAGAGCGCGAGGACGAGGGAAAUCUGUCGAUGUUAACGAAGCUGUGACAAUGGAGGAUGUGAUGCCUAACGCGAUGGAGGGUGUGACUAAUGCGGUGGAGAACGAUGAGAGUGCUGGUGGACGCAGGGAUAGCUUGCCGUGGCAGGUGCUGUGCGAAUCUGAAGCGCCUAAGCUGAUGGUCCGAGCCGUGGCUUCAAGGUGCGCCUGUCCCUACUGCCACGAAGCAGUAGCAGCCUCCAUGGCAUCUCUCGCUUCCCUGCUCUUCCUACUGCGCCCCCAGCAAGCGCUCUCUGCCUUCCUCACCACUCCGCCCACUGCAGUAGGGGGCAAAUCACCAGAAGCGGCAGAUGUAGCAGCAGCAGCAACAGCAGCAGCAGCAGCAGCAGCAGCAGCAGGCAGAGGCCCUGCUCUAUGCGUUGAGGGGAAGUGCGAGCAGCCGUGUCUGUUGGCAUGCCUCUGCUCCCUGCUGCACAUACCGCCCUCCUCCUCCUCCCGUGCUGCCCCUACUUCUUCUGCCACCACUUCCGCUGCACGCUGCAUUGCGGAAAUCGCAUCGUCGCCUCUCGGGGCUCGCCUGGCCCUUCAGCACCACGCCCUGCAAGCUCUGCUGCAUUCCAUAGCAGCAUGGGAGUGUGUUGGGGGCGGCAGUGGCAGCAGCAGGGGCACUAGCAGUGGCGGCGGCAGUGGCGGAUGCCAGGAGAGUCCUGCGGGAGCAAGAGCGGCAGAGGGGGGGUUUGGGUGCAGGCAGGGCGGGGAAGAGGUGCAUAGCAGAGCGGGACAAGGAGAUGAGGAGAAUGAGGAGGACGAGGAGGAGGAGGAGGAGGAGGAGGAGGAAGAAGAGGAAGAAGAGGAGGAAGAAGAGGAGGAAGAAGAGGAGGAAGAAGAGGAGGGGGAGGAGGACGACGAGGACGAGGAGGACGGAAAAGGGGGAGAGGAAGAGGAGGAGGAGGGGAGAGAGGAGAGGGGUGUGGGACGCGCCAAAUACGAGCAGCUAGACGCACUAGUAGAUGCCUUGUGGUCGCUCCUGUUUCUGCAUCCUUCUCAAACCUUGCACCCUCACGUCCAACCCACUGGUCCACCUCAUCCUUCUCUCUCCUCUGCCCUCUCACCUCCGCUCUCCCCCUCACUCUCUCGCCUCCCCCCCCUGCCGUCCUCCCCUCUCCUCGCCUCAGCCCUGGCGCUGCUCCGUCGGGAGUACUCCCUCAUUUGCAGAGAGGACAAUUCCUGCCACCCGCAGCGAUCUCAGCUGGCUGGCAAGCGUUGUCAGGUAGCGGCGGUGAUGGCGUGGAUGGGGAUGGCGCUCGCUGUACGGGCAAGGGGAGAGGAGAACAGGGAGGGAGCAGUGGAACAGGUAGUGGAGGCGAGGGGAGAUGGGCGUGGUGAGGCAGGGGAGGGAGAGAUAUUGGAGGCGAGGGGAGAUGUGGCUGAAACGAGUGUGAAUGCAGAAGCAUGUAAAAGGGAAGCGAGUGUGGGAGCAGACGCAGAAGCGUGCUGCAGAGAAGCAGAGCAGCUGUUGGGCAUGGCAGCGGGCUCAUGGCCCGCCUUUCUGUCCGGCGUGUGGGAGAAGCGCCCGUUUCUCUUCAGGGCUCGUGGUCGAGGGGAGGGGAAAGAGCAGCAGGCAGAGCAACGGCUUUCCCUCCCAGACUCACGUCCUCGGGGAGACACUCGCCUCGCCCUGACAGAUCAUGUCGUUGAGGCGCCUCAAAGAGAGCAGCAGGCAGAGCAACGGCCUCUCCCUCUCCUCUCGGACCAACGGCCUGUGGGGGACACUAACCCCCCCCUGACACUCGUUUCUCUGCAGGGCCCUGCCCUUGCAUCUCUAGUGCAAGCCAUUCCGCACCUUGGAACUGCCGAUGGGCUCCUUGAUUUCUUUCUGCCCGGGGCAGCGCACUGCCCAGGCAUGAGUGCGGGUGAAGCCGACCCGUUCGCCUCUCUGAGGGACAUGGCGGUGGCAGGCGAGCUGGGGCGGCCUCUCUUGUCCUCACCUGACGUGUCAUUCCUCCGCUCCCAACCCUCUGCCCUGGGAACUGCAUCGCAUCACCAGCCCUCCCAGCCCUCCCAGGCCUCCCAGGCCUCCCAACGGCUGUCUGCUGCAGGGGCUGCGGCAGGGGGUGAAGCGGCAGCAGGGCGUGCGGAGAGGGGCAGUGGCAUCAGCGACAGUGCUUCGAGGGGCAAUGGCUUGAGGGGUGAGGAGGAGGGUAACGGGAAGGGCGAGGAAGAGGGGUCAGAGGAGCCAGGGUGCAAGCGCAGGCGUAUGCUGUCAGCCCUGCCCUCUUCACCCAUACCACCUUCUAACUCCCCGCCAUCAUCACUCCAGCAUACGCCUCCAACCCUCCCAUCGGCAAACCCCUUCCGCUCCGCCUUCUCCCAAGGCUACACCGUCGCCCUCCGCAGCAUCAACUGCCGCUCCCCUGCUGUAGCGGCUCUCGCCCACACCGUUGCCCGUGCCCUCUGCCUGCCCGCUGUCGGGGUCAACCUGUACCUCACUCCGGGCGGCGGGCGGCAGGGCUUGGCGCGACACUGGGAUGACCACUGCGUGCUGGUAUGCCAGGUGAGCGGGCGCAAGCGGUGGAGAGUGUUCCGCCCCACGCCUGGGAAAGAGCUGCCACGCCUCUUCUCCGUGGCGGGCCUUGAAUGUGGUGCAAGCAGUAGGGACGGAACCCAUGGGCUGAACGAAGGCAGGCACGGCGACGGCAACAGCGAGGGCGAGGGCGAGGGCGAGGGCGAGGGUGAGGACGACGGCGACGGCAACGGCAACGGCGAGGGCGAGGGCGAGGGCGAGGCGAGGCUGCUCAAGGAAGAGGGAGGGUCGUCUGUAAGGGAGGCUGCCGCAAAAGCUAACCCCCGUUCUUGUGAGCCCAGCCAAAGAGGGGCAUGCAGGGGGCGAGGAGGGGUGUGUAGGGAGGAGGAGAGGGAGGAGGAGAGGGAGGAGGAGAGGGAGGAGGAGGGGUGGGUUCCGCUAGGGCAGGAGUUUGAGCUGCGUCCAGGUGACGUGCUUUACAUCCCCAGAGGGUUCCCCCAUGAGGCAUGCACUCCCCAUGAGGCAUGCACUCCCCAUGAGGCAUGCACUCCCCAUGAGGCAUGCACUCCCCAUGAGGCAUGCACUCCCCAUGAGGCAUGCACUCCCCAUGAGGCAUGCACUCCCCAUGAGGCUGGUACCCCCGACGAGCCUUGCGCGCCAGCACCUGCGUUUUCACCUGCGCUUUCACCUGCUGCAACACAAGGCAAGGGGUGCACUCGAGCUGGAUCACAGCAGCCUCCAGGCGUAGGAGCAGAUAGGGAGCAUGGUGCUGCAGCAGAGGAGCCAUCCUUGCAUCUCACCUUUGCUCUUGAAGUGGACGCACCUUACACCUGGGAGGGUUUCUUCCACGCGGGGCUCAGGUGCUGGCUCCACUCCCUCCCUCGCCACCGCAAGCACCACAUCCUCAACCCGCCACACCCCGGGGACAGGGGAGAUGAGAGUGGAAGUGAAAGGGAGUGCGUGAGUGAGCUCGGGAACGAGUGUGAGGGUGGGAGCGGGAGUGAGAGCGUGGCAUGGGACGUGACUUUUGAGUCGACUCAAAUGGGUGGGAGGGGGAGUGAGAGCGCGGCAUGGGACGUGUGCGAGGCGCUGCUGCACGCGCAGCUCUGUCAAGCAGGGGAGUGCUUUCCCAAGCUACGAGCCUCGUGCACCCCUGCUGUGCUGCACCCCUCAUCAACCAACAAGAGUAUGCGAGCCGACAGUAGGCUGUCAACCGACAAGUGCUUCUCAUAUUUACUCCUGCUGCUGAAACAGCCGCAGGUGUUCUCGUGCCCUCUGCUGCCCCUUUCACAGCUUGCUUCCGUCUACCAAGCCUCGGAUGACCAGCACCAGCAGCAGGAGCAGCAGCAGCAUGUGUCUCACUUCCAGGCAUGUGCAGCGUGGCUGGCGCAUCCACCUCCCUCGCACGCUCACACCAGUUUCGACGUUCCCAAGCAUAUCAACGCGCAUCACCAGCAGCGGCAUCAGCAGCAGCAGCAGCAGCAGCAGGAGGAGGAAAGGCAGCAGCAGGAGCAGCAGCAGCAAAGGCACCAUGGCAUCGCUGGCUCUGAACGCCUUCUAUUGAGUAUGCAGAUCAUCCGGGCCCUUAGCAGUGUGGCGCAUGCGUUUCUGAAGGAGCUUGAUAGCUGGGGUCCUCUUGCUAGCGAGUAUGUUCGAUGUAGAUACCACUUACAGCAGCGAAACUACGAGGCAAUGGAGGCUGCACUAGCUACACUACAGGAAUUAUAGGAGUAAGCAAGGAACACAUUAGAAGCCAUUGACCUUAGCAGCAUGCACUAUUGCCUUGUAAUGCAGA